AUAGCAGAAGGUGUUUCCGUCAAGGUGUGAUGAAGUAAUGUGAAAGCCGUAGAAAUCGCUAGGAUUCUGCUCGCUGGGGAUGGAUCAGCGGGUGGGGUCCGGGUGGAGCCUCAUCUCACGUGACAAGAAGUGUCGGCCACUUACACAGGGAAUGAUAUUUGUGGGACGACAAGAGUGUGACAUUGUGGUGGACUCCCUCAGUGUGGACAAGAGGCACGCUGUCAUCUUCUUCAAUCCCAGCGACAAGCUCUUCCACAUCAAAGACUUGAACAGUGGCACAGGGACCUAUCUGAACGGUACACGCAUACCUGAACAGACCUACGUGAAGCUCAGCCACAUGGACUGCCUUAGGUUUGGCUAUGGGCACGAGACCUUCUGUGUCAUUCACGAGGGCUCUCCAAUGUCUCCAUUUUCAGACGCCAAACAUGAAGUAGUGGUUCAGGACUCCAAUCCAGCGCCUGAGCCCAUUGUGGAUGAGGAGCCCUCGUUCUGCGAGGAGCUUCAGGAAGCAGACUCCCUAGAAGACCUAAGCCGAACCGAGGAAUCAGUGAGCACAGUGCGGGAAGUGCUGUCACCACCUGCCCUCUCCCAUUGUACCAAAGAACAAUCUCCUACAAGAAAGGAAAUGUUGCUCCUGAAGGAAGUAUCUCCUGUUGAGCAGUCUGCUGUGAAAAAGGAGUCUUCUCCACUUCGUUUUCCAGCAGACAGAUCCCCCGUGAAUAUGGAGCCUCCUCCACUUCGUUUUCCAACAGACUGUUCCCCUGUGAAGAGAGAGAUCUCCCCACUUGGCUUCCAAACUGAACCAUCCCCUGUGAAAAGAGAGCUCCCUCCACUUGGCUUCCUAACUGAGAGAUCCCCCGUGAGAAAAGAUGGCUCCUUCAUUGGCUCCCUAGCGGAGCAAUCUCCCAUAAGAGGAGAAUCCUCCCCUUUGGAAACCGUCUCUCCACCUGCAUUGUGCCCAGAGGUGUGCUCCUCUCCCGAGACGUCCCCGCAAGUGACUCCAGGAAGUUCAACUGCAUUCACAAUCCCCUUUGGUAACGAGGAGGGCAGUCUCCCCAGCCGACGUUUGGGUCUCAAGGAUGGCAUCAGAAAAUUUGCACCACCCAAAGUAGAGCGACCAACAGCAUGGUCGAGGCCAUCAUCUGCAAAGUCUGGGGACUCUCCAGGCAGUGGGAAGAACUGCAUCACGCCCCUGGGUCCUGAAACCAGCAAUGGAAAGAGGCGGCUUGAGGCUAGGAAAGAAGCUGAUCACGUCUUGGACCUUAAAACCGCAUUACACCCUACCAGCAACACAGCUAGCAAACCAGCAGCAAGACCCACAAGCCUCGAUGAUAGACUGACUGAUUCUGCAACAUACCUCAUACAGCGUAUGCUCAGUGACAGCCCUUUCUCUGGCAAGAAACCUCCACAGGCUCCCCCACGUUGUCACAAAAGCCCCAUCAGUCCACAAGUCCCUCAGUUGCCUUCCCCUGGUGAUGAUCGAAGUGAAACAGGGACAUACACUGUGGGGCUUGAAAAGGCAGAUCCAGCCGUGGAAGAAGCACGGAGAAAGAUAGAUGAGGUGUUCGGAGUCGCACAACGGACGUUGCCAUCAAAGAUUCAAACAAAACCACAGCUGGAGAGUUGCUUCACACCGCAAGGUUCCUCUGGGAACUCGAGCCCCCUGUACACCCAGGGCAGCAUGUCACCUAUAGGCCGUCCAAAACGUCGCCUGCCAACACCACCUACAGAGCAGCCAUCGGGUACAGCCACUUUCACCCGUCGGCCAUCUGCACCACCUGUUAUCGUGGAGAGCAAGGCGACUCCUCCGUCUUCACCACUGUCCAGGCGGCGACUCACGAGACCUUCUUCAGGGAUGGUGGAUGGAGCUGCAACGUCCCGACCACCUGCCACUUCUUCCAGACCAAAUACAGUUUCAGCAGGUGGGCGCACACCCUGUCGUCGCACACCAUGGGCUCUGAGCAGCUCAGAUGUGGACCUCACGAAGGCAAAGACUGAACGUUCUGAGGAGACAGCCAGUGUGGUGUCAGACACAAGCACUGAGCCAUCCUCACAUAGCUCAGGCUCCCAAGGUGGGCCCCAGAUGAAGCUGAACCGCGCCUUUGCCCUGAGAAGAGCUCGGCUAGGACUAGGAGGUGAAACAUCACCCGCUAAUAGCAAGCCUGCCCUACGCAGCAGCAACCCCAAUCUCUCAAGGCAAGAUGGUGGACGGUACAGCCUCCGGUUGCCACGUGGAGCAAACCCAUCAAAGGGUGGCAAGCGAUGCAAUGACACACGACAGCAAGAAGAUCACAAGAGGCCCUCAGUGUCAGACACGGAGCGUAGUUCUCCCCUUCACGACACGCGGAUUUCGGGACAGUCUUCCCUAGGGAGGUCUUCUUCCUUUGGAGCCGGGGACCUCCUAAAUGGACCUGCCACCGGGAGCAACUUAAACAGGGGAGACACCUUCCUCAGGGCAGCACGCAACAGGUUACCUGCAACGGAGCGCAGAAAAGAAAAGGCUCAGGAGGUUAAAGAACCUGUAGAAAACGGUACCAGAUCAUCUGGCAAGAAAGAACUAUCUGCCCUCGACAGCCUUGUCAUCUCUGCCAUCUACCAGCUCUCUGGAAAGCUGAGGACCAAUGCCAGAAGCCUCAUUGAACGAGAGAGGUUCAAGUUUCCCGAAAACAGCGAAGCACGCCUUAUGAUGGAGGAACUUCUUCCUCGUGUGGUGGAGCCAUCGGGAAGGCAAGGUGGCGACUCUCCACCUGAUGGAAACGUGACACGCGAGCUCUCUACGAUACUCAAGAACCUCAAGAGGAUAGAACAGAGUCUGGAUGUGCUCAACUCUCUCGCUGCAAAUGAACCUUCCGGUGAAGUGGUCCCCGUUACAAAGAAGACAUCGGGCGGCUUCUUCUAUGUGGAUGUGUGACCCUUUGCACUGUAUAGGUAGUAGUUGCCUCACUGAGGCAACACACAAACAAAGGGUGAUGAACUUCUAGACUCUUUUUGCCAAAGAUCGCUAGAUGUAUUGGAGCAGUUCUUAGGAUAUGCGAGGUCCACUUCUGUGCAUUUGCCCCCUUUUCUCUUCUCCUUCCGUUUUUGUUUGUUUCAAGUUGUCCGAAUCAAUGCUCGAGUGUCAGGUCCAUCAAAGCCCCCAUUGUACAGCAUAACGAAUUUGUCACACACAAAAGACAAAAGAGCAAGCAUGAUAGUUAUAUUUACAUUGAGGUUUGCUCACUUUUAAAAUUAGUUUGUUGUACCAAAGGCGGUCUUCCAGGAGCAUUAGCAAUGCCAAAGCCAACUGUAUUAGGAGAAAGUUGCAGUGCCAGAUGAGAAGCAUUGCGCCACGUUAUGUACACAAUCAUCAUUAUAGCAGUUGGGGAUGAAGUGAAUUGUCUGGUGUUUCCCAUUUGGUUGAUCCCGUCCAGUUGAUAACAGUAUCUAGGGGACUUUACAAGUAUUUAGUAGACUUUUAGUUCAAAGGCACAAGGAGAUGUCAUAUUUUAUGCGGCUCAGAUAAUUGUGCCUGCUUCAUUUCUCCUAGUACAGGUGGCUAGCACUGAAGACAGCUAUUGGAAUUAUUUUUUUAAGGUUAUUUUUUUUCACCUUUAUUUAUCAUGUGCUUUCCUCCUAUGCUUAGUUGAUGUGCUUAUAUCAAUUAUGACUUGACAAUGUGAUUAUGUGUAUGAUGACACACAUCUACCACUGAAAUGAUUUUUACAACACACAGAGAAGGACAGACAGCGUGAUUGAGAAAGCUAAGUGUCAGAAAAAAGCAACAAGAAAAACAGUUGUAGGUAUCUCACGGUAUUUGUAUUGAAUAAUCGAGAAAGUUUGAAUGAACUACAUGGAAGCUCAUAGUACCCAACAGCCGGGUUUGGGACUGUGCAUCUGUAGGCAUGCUUUGCUGUGUAAAAGUGGUCCAUUACAAUUACUAUGUACACGGUGUUGUACAAGAUGCAGUGCAUAUUAUCUUAAAACAGGUAUAUAACAAAGCUGUUACCACAUAAGGAGCUGGUGCUACUGCCUGCAAAUAAUUGAUCACAACCUACUAAUUAAUAUAAUAAUAAGACUACUAUUAGGUAACGGGUAAUAAAAGCCGCACAAAUUUCUUCCACUUAUGGUGCUGCGGUUUUGCUUACACCAUCGGUGUGAGGCGAUAGGCUGGCUAACCUACUGUGGAUACAUGCGAUACUGCUACUUUGAAGAUGCAAAUGCCCCACAAUUUUAAAUUUAUGCUGCCAUCAACAAUCCGUUCCGCUUUUUGGGCCUAUUGAUCUGUAGCACACAGCUAUUAGUAGGAAAACAUGGCAGACACACACACACAAUGUGCAUCUCAGCCUUUGGUCCUAGUAGAUGUUUGCCUGCAGCUUUGUGAAUGGAUUGGUGACUGAGAAAAUUUGAGGAUUAAUACACAAAGCCAUGUGCACAGCAAAGAUAAUUUUACUUCUCCAAGUGAGUAUGAAAGGAGGGCUUCCAUUUGCUACAUGCAAGCAGCCACUGCAUAUUCACAGCUGCUGCAGUGUGAAAUUUCCUGGAACAAUGCGACCUGCAAGGUUUGUGCUGCUGCAAUUAAUAUCUCAAUUUGUACAACUGCAAUGCAGCUCAGUCUGAUGAUUACAAGUGCUCUUAAAGGUAGGCAUCUAUCUAGUAAGUUGUGAUCAAAGGCAGCAGUAUGGUGGUCUUUUUGUGUAUUGCACGAAAGGGGCGAAUGCAUUUUGCUACUUGCACCUGGAAAGGUUCUUCAAGAUUGGCACGUGCAUGAAGUGGUUGGUGGUAUAUAUGUAUUGUACAUAUCUGUUCGUUUUACAAGAGCAGCUCAACUCUUAUUUAAUUGUUCCCCAGUGCAUCUAAACUAGGUCGUCACCCCCCCCGCAUAGGAUGCCCGCAAGCUUCAUGAACUCUGAACAAUAUAAAUUGUUGGCACAAUCAAACAAAAGGAAGAGAGACACAACAGAGCUUUAUUGAGCUUUCACCGGAAUGGUUUAAUGUCAAGAUACCUCUGUCCUCUACGUCUCCUUGUAAGUGCUUGGCAAGUCCUGACUUCCUGUCUACAUUUGAUUGUGCUAAUGAUUUAUGUCGUGGAUGUUUGCCAGCUACUCCACAUGGCCACAGUACAGAGAGGAAAAUGCUAUAGUAUCUAGUCUGACGCUACGCUAUGAUUUCUGUAGCAAGCAAGGCCUCCUCACCCUGGAACAUCCAUGACAAGCCUUUCUCUCGAGCAGAGGCGUAAUGUCUGUAAAACAUCCCCAUGAAACACUUCUAAAAUUACUCUUCCCAUAAAUACAUAGGUACCUAUCAAUGCCUUCAGUAAAACAACACAAGGAUUUUGUCCUCCUGGUAGCUUUGUUCCAUGUUGUAUUCCUGUAAAUUUUAUUUCAAUAUUAUGAUGUACUACUAGGUGGCAGGUGCCACUGUGAAGCCUGCGCAUAAAUGGAUAGCAUGGCAUGGUGCAUCACACAAUUCUGUGCAGGGGCUGAAGUGUUGUGGUUCUAUGAGUUUUACAAAUCGACAUACAUUGAUGCUGCCCUUUUAUGGCACCUAUGGUGUACAGCAAAUGAUGCACUGAAUGCAGUUGAGCAUUUGCUUUUUGUGUGUGAUGUGGGCUAGUAACACUUCCAAAAGAGACUCCUGGCCUUGCAGGAGUCUAUGCAUGGUGACCCAAAAGAAGGAGACCAGUGUUGUGACAAUACAAAAAAUAUAUUUGAUUCUGAAGGGUGA
Messenger RNA from Ornithodoros turicata, 5703 nucleotides. RefSeq names its product centrosomal protein of 170 kDa protein B-like. The record is from RefSeq and is a predicted model, not a curated record. Gene Ontology annotation, molecular function: protein binding. NCBI's taxonomy places the organism in Eukaryota, Metazoa, Arthropoda, Arachnida, Ixodida, Argasidae. The coding region runs from base 80 to 2911 and encodes 943 amino acids. The transcript is spliced from 17 exons.